CAGUGCCCCCUCCUGGAAGAAGGCAGCAGCAUCUCCCAGGACUUGUUUCCCAAAUUCCAGGGUGGUGACGGCGGCAUGUGCGAGGGCCCGUCCAGCAUCUCGGGGCCCAUACCCCCAGACCCUACUCUCUGCCGUGACUACUAUCGGAGGCCAGCCUCGGCUCAAGGGCGGCUUGAGGGAAACGGGCUGAAGCUGAACCUGCUGACUUCGGACAGCGACCUACAAGCCACCCCUCCUCGUGGACCCCGCAUCAGGCCCGGAGGCCGAGAGAUCCUGGAGCGUGGCCAGCGUGGCGUGGGGGACGUGCUGCUGCAACUAGGGGGCAUCACCCUCAGUCCAGGGAUCUCUCCCAAGAGGAAGGACCCUAAAGACCAUGAGAAGGAAAACCUGAGGCGGAUCAAAGAGAUCCAGAGAAGGUUCCGAGAGCAGGAGCAUAGCCGGGAGCAGGGCCAACCCAGGCCCCUGAAGGCACUGUGGCGCUCACCCAAGUAUGACAAGGUGGAGUCCCGAGUCAAGAUCCAGAUGCAGGAGCCUGGCCCUACCUCUGUAACAGAGCCUACCCACUUCCUGAGGGCACACUCUCGCUGUGGCCCUGGGCUCCCACCACCCCGUGUCCCCAGUCCCCAGCUCACCCCACCAGGUUCCAAAUCUAAGGGGCCAAGUCUGGGUGUAGAUUUCAUUAGCCACAAUGCCCGAGCUGCCAAGAGGGCCCCCCGGCGCCAUUCCCGCUCACUGCAGGUCCUGGCACAGGUUCUAGAACAGCAGCGACAAGCCCAAGAACACUACAACACCACGCAGAAGGGCCAUGUGCCCCAGUACUUAUUAGAGCGCAGGGAUCUGUGGCGGCGGGAGGCCGAGGCCCGUCAGCAUAACCAGCCAGACCCUGCCAUGCCCCCUGGCCAUACUCGCAUGCCUGAGAACCAGAGGCUGGAGACACUGAACAAUCUGCUCCAGAGCCAGAGUCAGCUACUUCGUGAGCUGGUACUACUGCCUGCUGGAGCAGACUCGCUGAGAGCCCAGGGCUACCGUGCUGAGCUGGACCGGAAGCUGGUGCAAGUAGAAGAAGCCAUCAAGAUUUUUUCCCGACCCAAAGUCUUCAUAAAAAUGGAUGCAUGAGCCCUUUGUAGAGACAGUGGCAGGGAGAUCCAUGCUGAUGAUUACCUCAUGGCUGCAAAGAGCAGGAUCAGGUUUGCCAUUGACCAGAGGCCCCAAGACAGGAGCAGUGGGCCAGCAGUACCCCCAGAGCACACUUCCCGUUACCAGUGGUUGU
Messenger RNA from Castor canadensis (American beaver), 1270 nucleotides. It is a transcript of the gene Enkd1, whose product is annotated as enkurin domain containing 1. The record is from RefSeq and is a predicted model, not a curated record. Lineage: Eukaryota; Metazoa; Chordata; Mammalia; Rodentia; Castoridae. Gene Ontology annotation, cellular component: cytoplasmic microtubule.